Molecule: messenger RNA, 4659 nt
Organism: Schistosoma margrebowiei
Lineage: Eukaryota; Metazoa; Platyhelminthes; Trematoda; Strigeidida; Schistosomatidae
Source: the annotation of a GenBank genome assembly
AACAGAACGCGGAAUUAUAAGUUCCGUUGGGUAUUUUAGUGUUGAAACAGCUUAUUAUCCUUGGCGUAAAUCGUACCAUAUGCACCUGAUGUUCUGCUAAAACAUUUUUGAUAAAGUUUAGUUUAUUGUGUGAAUGGCCGUUUACGUCGAUCGCAAUAUAUUUCAUAUUGGCACUAGCUCAUAUAAGAAUGAUGUAUUUCAUGAUAUUCCAAGGGAAAGCUUCAAUUACCAGUCAAAAGAUCAUAAUAGCAAUUAUUUCGUAGACAAUGCAAAUACUUGUGUUGACGAUAAUUUUACAACAAAAGGUACAAAUUAUUUUAGAGAAGUGAAAGACUGGUUAAAUGAAGAUUUGUUUCAAGGUGGAGUUUUUGAUGGAAAGCGUAAUGCAUGGGGUUGUUACCAAUGGGACAAUGGUGAAAAAUAUUUUGGAACAUUUUUCAAUGAUAAAAAACAUGGUUACGGUUAUUAUGUAUGGCCUAAUGGAUCAAAUUAUUUGGGUACAUUUUAUCUUGAUAAAAGAUCAGGUUAUGGAAUUAUGAGAUAUUCAAAUGAUUCAAUGUAUGAGGGAUUCUUUUCAAAUGAUCAACGUUAUGGUCCUGGUAUAUUAAUAACAAUGACAUCAACUACAUAUGAAUUAAAUGUUGGUUAUUGGAAAAAUGAUCGUUUAAUUCGUUUAAAAAAAUCUGCAUUAAAUAAUCAAGAAUUUCAUUUUAUGAAACAAUUUCCACAAUAUAAUUUUUAUAAAUUAGUUAAUUUAGAAUUAAUGUUUCAAAAUAAUCAAUAUCAAAAAUCAAUAAAACAAGAACAAAAUAAUUUAUUGAUUAAUGAACAAAUUUAUCAUUAUGAUCAAUCUUAUUUCAAUGAAUCUUUAUCAUUAUUAUUAUUCAAUAAUUCUUCGAUUAAUUCAACAGAAUUAUUAAUUCAAAUUAUACAAAAUAUAUUAAAACAAAGUAAUUUACCUAAAUCAUUUCAAGUAUGGAAUAUGAAGAGUCCAUUAUUUGAAAGAUUUAUUGCAGAUCAAAGUUUUAAACAUUUACUUCAUUGUAUACCAACACCUAUAGAAUCAUCACUUUUAAACUUUAACAAUUUACAACAGAUGACAGAAACCAUGGGAUCUAUUCAAAAUGGUUAUUCAAAAUUGUCCAAUUCAAAAACUGAUGAAUUUAAACAAGAACAACAACAACAAUCCGAAACUUAUUCUAAACACGAUUCUCUAUUUGAUUCACAAUUUAAACAAAAUCAAACAGUUUGUUUAGUUGAUAUGAGAUCAUAUAUAACACAAAUUGCUUAUUUACAAAAUUUUCUACGUAAAUCAUGUAAAACAAUUGAUUGGUACAAAUUAUCAAUGCAUCACAUAAUUCAUGAUGUUACUGAUAACGAACAUAAUCAUGACCUUGAAAGUGAUGAACAUGAAUGUCAUGACCUUGAAAAUAAUUUAACUAAACAAUUGUUUAUUAAUGAAUGGUCAAUGAUCUGGAAUAAAUUCUCAAAAAAAAAUUUUAAAAAAUCUAAUAAACAAACAUUAAUACAUAAUAUGAAUCCAAAAUAUCAAUUAACCGGUAAAUAUGAAACAUUAUCAAUACAAUUUAUUCAAUAUUGUUUUAAUGGAUUAUUUGAUAAAGUUAGAAAUUUAUUACAAGUUGAAAAUCAAACAAAUAUGAAUCAAUAUUGUAUUGAUCCAAAUGUUACUGAUAAUCAUGGACAAUUUGGAUUAUUAGGUGCUGUGUUAACAUGGAAUAUGAAAUUAGUGAAUCUCUUAUUGGAUUUUGGUGCAAAUAUCAAUCAAUUAACUGAUGAUGGCUUAACAGUUUUCACAAUAUGUUUAUUAAAAUAUUAUGAAUUAUUUAAAGAAAUUAUGAAUUUAAAAAUUGAUCGAAAUGAUCAAUUUAGUGAAGGAGAUCAAGAAUCAUUAGAUCAAAGUGGAAAUAAUCAAUUGGAACAAGAACAUUAUCAACAACAACAACCGAGACAAUAUGAACCAGAUCAUAUAUUGCCGAUCAUUACGAAAAGAAUAAAGAUGAACGAUAAAAUGGUUGAUACAAUAAAUGAUAAUGAAGAUUAUAAUGAGAAGAAAGAAUCAGAUUUAAAUAAAUCCUCAUCAUCUUUACCUAUUGGCAGGAAUUAUAUUUAUCGUGUUGAAUUACCUGUAUUAUUAUCGACAACAUCUUCAGAGAGUAUGGUCACGUUAAGGCGUAAUGCUAGACUGUCACAAAUACGUAGAAUGCAUUUAAAUAAAAUUAAAGAACGUCGUUCACUUAUUACUAAAUCAAAUGAAAUGAGAAGAUCUACACAACAGUCACCUGAAAUAAAAAAUGAUUUGAUUACUACAACUCAAUCAGUUUUACCUACUUUUCAACGUUUUACAAAUUGUUUAACUCGUUUUAACUCUAUAAAAGAAUUACGUUAUGAAGAUAAUCCUAUUAAUUCAUCAUUGAAAGAUUAUAAAAUGAGUCCAACUUCAUCAUCAAAAUCUAUGUAUGCUGAGAAUCGCAAGACUAGACCAAAAACUAUCUCGAUAGACCAAAGAAAUAAAAAGGCAAUGAUUGAUAUCAUUUCUAAUAAAGCUGCGUUCAAUCAACCUUAUAGAAUAAAAUCACCAUUAAUAAGAGAAGUAGCUGCUCAAGAAUUAUCAAGAAAUCCUUAUUUUUUAGCAUCACAUUCAAUGAAUAGUUCAAUGAUGAAUCAAGUAUUAUAUGAAAAUAAUAAUAAAACACCAGAUAUGGAACAAGUUAAUGAAACACCAGUUAGUAGAACUUCAUUAGAUCGACAAGCUUUACUUUUAGCAAAACAAAAACAAAUGUUAGAUGUAAUAGAUCUAUUAUUAAAACGUGGAGCAAAUCCAAACACUGGUAUACGACCAUUACCAGCAUUAUUUCUAGCUGUACAAGCUGGUGAUCCUGAUAUGGUUCGUAAAUUAAUUCAACAUGGUGCAGAUGCAAAUAUAUGUUUACGUGUAGAUAGAAUUUCCGAAUCUGAGAAUCCUGUAUUAAAAGGAAUUUAUAUUGAUGAAGAUGAACCACCAUUAAUACCAAGCUUAGAUGGUUUAACUGUUUUACAUUAUGCUGUACUUGUUCCAAAUGAGAUGGGUGUAAAAUUAACAGAAAUUCUAUUAGAAGAUGGUUUAGCUGAUCCAAAUAAACAAGCUACAUUGGAUGAUAGUUUCAAAUUAAAAAGUCAAUUUAACACUUCAAUAAUAUCCGUGAAUUCAAGUGAGCUAAAUUCAGGCAAAACAACACCUGAAGAAAAUAGAAUGAAUGAAGGUCGAACUCCAUUACAUUUGGUUUGUUCCCGUGAAUAUGAUUUACUGAAUUCAGCUGUCAUUACAAAAUGCCUUUUAAAGCAUAAUGCUAAUCCAAAUUUAUUGUGUAACGGUCAUUCAGCGCUCAGUGUUGCUAUAGCAACUGGAAACGAUCCAUGUAUUAAUAUCUUAAUAAAUCAUCAGAAUACAAAUAUUAAUCAACCAUUAGGAGAUGGUUUAGGUUCAGCUCUUUGUAUUGCAUGUUCAAGUUUAUUUGAAUUUAGAAAGUCAAUUGAAUCACGCUUAGAAUUAAUCAAAUGUUUAAUUAACAAAGGUGGUAUUGACAGUUUUAAAUCAUUUGUUUUAUUAAAAUCCAAGGGAAUUUCCGGGAACGUAAUAGAUUUCACUUAUAUGGAUUAUGCAAAAGAUACAAGAAUUUCUAAAACACCAUAUCACGCAUUAAAUGAAAUUGAAAAAGAAACUUAUAAUGGAAGAAUGCAAAUAUUAACUUAUUUAGCUAAUCGAUUAAGAGAAUAUGCUUAUUCAAUAGAAAGUCUUAUUGAUGAUGAUAAUCACAAUAUUGAACAAAUAAAUUUAGAUCGAAAUGAAUUAAAAGAUAAACAAGACAAUUGUCCUAUUAAAACAUCAUCUUCUAAACCUUCGCGUCAAGAAUCACCGACUUAUCUCAAGAAAAACAGUUGUAUAUCCUAUUCGUUUUGCUAUGAAUGUGGACGUUCUGUCGGUGUACGUCUAACAGUAUGUUCACGCUGUCAUAGAGUAUAUUUUUGUUCCAAAGUUUGUAAAUUAAAAUCAUGGACAAUGCGACAUAAAAACGAAUGUUAUUUAACUCCAGAACUUCAAACUGAACGAGAUCGACGAAGUCCUACAAAAGCUCUACCAAAACUUACAGCAAAUAAACAAGAAAAACAUCAACAAUCAAUACAACAACAAAAUAUAAAUCAUACAUUAGAUUGGAAUUUAUUAAAUCAUUUAACAUGUUGUACAAGUAGUGGUGAAUUCAUUGGUAUUUUAUAUCAUCCAAGUUAUUAUUACCAAUAUAUAUUAAAUCAUUAUUUAAAAAUUAAUGAAAAUGGUCAUAUUAUUAUUGGGAAAUAUAAUGGUAAUGGAAAUUAUAGUCUAAUUUAAUGACAUUCAUAUAACUCAUUAGAUUAAAAAAGAGAAGUUCUGUGUUUUCUUUUCUUUUUUACUUUCUUCAAGUUUUCUUUUUUUUGCAAACGAUUAAAUAUUCCAUUUUAUCUAUUUCUUCCACUACUUAUUUGUUUGUUUGGUCGUUUUUAAAGAAGGAAAAAAAGAAAGAAAAACUAAUAAUGACAAUAAUCUUAUGUCAAAAUGAAAAGUAUUUUAUUGUACAUUAUGAAAUUUAAAAAGAUUUAUGAAAACAAUUAAAUUUAUAUCUGUUU